This is a messenger RNA of Anopheles stephensi (Asian malaria mosquito), 3002 nucleotides long. RefSeq names its product transport and Golgi organization protein 6 (gene Tango6). Lineage: Eukaryota; Metazoa; Arthropoda; Insecta; Diptera; Culicidae. The coding region runs from base 258 to 2948 and encodes 896 amino acids. The transcript has 3 exons. The record is from RefSeq and is a predicted model, not a curated record. Gene Ontology annotation, biological process: protein secretion.
GCUUUUUUUCUCUCUCUCUCUCUCUCGCUCUCCGAAGACUUUUGACAGAUGACGCCGAGACAUACACAACAAACUUGUUUGUUGUUAUUUUUCAGAUUCUGCCGGCGAUAUCGCAUGUGUUUCUAUCGGUAGUAUAUGAUAAAAUUAAGUAUUUUACGUGCAAACAGUCUCUACAGGAUCUAGUAUAGGCCCAUGUGAGAGUACCAAGGACAUUAUUCAGCUGAAGUUGCUAAAAACAGGUCCCGUAAAGAGCUGUGAUGAUGGAAGUCGAUGUUAAAGUACUACGCGAGGCGAUAGCUUGCAUCGCAAAUUUAAAACCGAAGGAUAUCACGCUUACCAAGCUCGUAGACUGCUUGGAAGCAAUAAAGCUGUCCUUCCCGGUGGAAGAAUCCUGCACGGACAUCCUGUGGAAAGGCACAGUUCAAUACUGCGCCCUGCUGACUGAAUUCGCCGACAAGGGACUCGUGGAAAAGCAGAACCAAUCGGCAGAAAGUGAGGAGGUGAUAAACCUGCAGGAUCAAGCGUCCUAUCUUACGACGAUCGAUCUCGUACGGCAGUUCACCGUGCAUCUGUAUCUUCCACGAGAACUGCGCGGACUGUCCCGAUGCGACAGCCAGCUGAUGGUGAUGGUGGAAGAAGAGGAACGCGUUCGAAGACUUUCGUUCUGCGCUGCUCAGUUUGAACGACUAUUUGAAAAGAAAAUGCUGGCCCUACAUCCAAGACUGACAGACACCGUGAUCGAUUUCAUUGCCGCUCUCUACAGUCUCUCUAAGGCAAGUUUGGUAGAAAAAUGGAAAUGUUACGCCUUUCCCAAGGACCUCAUCUUUCGCAGUCUGCUGGUGAUCAAAGGAGCACCCGGACUGCCCCUAGAACUGGCCAAAGUGCUUCAUAUCGAUCUGUUGCACCUCACGGGAGAACCCGGUGGAUUCUCCGCACUCUGUAAAACGUUGUUUGCUGUGGGUGAGACAAACGAAAAUGCUCCAGCAUGGCAUAAAAGCGAAGUGGUUGCGAAAAUCGUAAGCAGUAAAGGACACACGAAGAAAUUUUAUCGACAAAUAUUGACGGAUUGCUUCGAGUUCUAUCGUUGGGCCGUUCAGACGGGCACCGAAGAAUCGUUGGCAUAUGCUGCAACGUGUGUAGAAUGUCUAAAGCGAUUCUUGCAACUACCGGCACCGUAUCGCGAGCUGCACACACGCAUUGAGGAGUACUUUUUCCGGUCCUUUCAAGACUUAGCAGCACCAACAGAGCUUGUGGCCGGAUGCGUCCUUCAAGAGCGAAACACUUUGGCAAACAAUUUGUACGAGUGCAGUAUGGCGUUCACGGGAUCUACGUUCACGUCGUUGCCAUCGGCUCUGCUGGUUCCAUAUCUGCAUCUGUUCCUAAGAAUGUACUCCAUGCUUCCAUCCACCUUCGACGAGCAGAAAUAUUUGCACAGUAUGAUCGUUUUCUGUUUGUCCAAUCGAUCCAGAGCGGAAUUGAAGCGCAUCAUAUUGUCCCUCUUGCUGAACGAACCUGAUGGUGAAAUCGGCCGAUAUUGGCUUCACACAAGAAUUGUUGUUAAAUACUGUGAAAACGACAAUAACUACAGCCUGCAAAUUGGACCUUCCACGAGCGACGAUGACGCUGGCAGCGAUAAUCUCCUUCCAGCGGUAGUUGAUGUGCUUAAGUCAUCUGAUCGAAACUUGCUACUGUACGAUGCGUUUCUUGUACUGCUGAACGAGCUUAUGACCGGCGGAUGGACAGAUAAUUCAUUCGAGCCCACGCAGCUGGUGGAUGCUGUCGAGCGAGACAGUUUGCUCUGCGAUCGAUUCCACCAAAAGUACAUUCUCAUCCAAUCGCUGAUGGAUCUUAUUAACCACAAGCACUUCCACACCCAACUGUACGAUAAUCCGGGCGAAGUUUUGAAUAUAUUAACUGCCACGCUUACGAAAAUUAUCGACAAUUCCAAUGAUAAAGAAUCACAGGUCGCGUCUGAUGGGAACGAUUCCGAUGUUCUAGAGGUGAUGUUGUCGAUUUUCCAAGAAUUUCUUCAGCGCAAUCGCAACCGUCCCGAGGUGGAAGGCGUUUUGAAGCUUCUUCGCAGGUACCGUAGUUCGAAGAGUUGUAGUGAUGCGAUGAAAGUACAGAUCGAUCUGCUUUGCAACGAAACAUCAACCGAACACGAAGGAGUAUCGGGAUCAGCCUGCCAAAAUGCGCUAAGCCUCUGCUCAGAUCAGCAACCCUACUGUAAGGUGUACGGAACGACUCUUCUGCUGAAAUUGCUGAAAGAACGAGACCCGGAAACGUACGGCCAGCGGCACAAAAUCCUUGUACUCGCUCUGGUAAACUUACGAGAUGAGGAAAGUUACGCGUUCCUCAACUCUGUACGCCUACUCGUGGCACUCUGCGAUGUCCUAGAGGCGGAAGUAAUCGAUGCGCUUGUGAAGGAGUAUCUAAACGAGAGCAACGACACAGACUAUCGGCUUAAGGUGGGCGAAGCGACGGUAAAGACAGUGGAAACGCUAGGCCCUUUUGCGGUACGGUACCGCGAUACGCUGGUGAACUGUUUCCUGGCCGGGACGCGCCAUGCUGUGGAAGAGUUCCGCACAUCGAGCCUCUCGAAUGUGGGCAACGUGUGCCGAAUUCUUUCCUACCAGGUGCAUCACUUUUUCUACGAGCUUUUCACAACCAUCAAAUCGAUUGUGGAUACGGAUGGCUAUCUGCCGGCGAGAAGAGCAGCUAUCCUGGUGCUUUCCCAGUUGCUGGAAGGAAUCGACAGCCUGAUGGAUUUUCAGGAGUAUCUUCUGUUGAUCUACCGGUUUUUGAAGCACGUUAUCGCAACCGACAACGACGACGUCACCAAACUCCAGGCGGCUGUUGCGCUGGAUCAUUUGAAGGCAAAGACGAAAGAUUUUCUUCAAAUUAAUCCAGAUGAGUUGGAAAGACGCAUGUUCGGAAGGGUUAUCUAAGGCGCUUGCAGCGCACGUCGAUGAGAGCUGAGUAAAACGAUUUUUAAAAACAUA